Harmonia axyridis is the source of this 6893-nucleotide messenger RNA. RefSeq lists its product as uncharacterized. Bases 577 to 5511 code for a protein of 1644 amino acids. Gene Ontology annotation, cellular component: apical junction complex; plasma membrane. The record is from RefSeq and is a predicted model, not a curated record. Gene Ontology annotation, biological process: cell-cell junction organization. The transcript has 7 exons. Lineage: Eukaryota; Metazoa; Arthropoda; Insecta; Coleoptera; Coccinellidae.
UCAUCUAUUGAAUUUCCAAAUUAUCGUGCUCCCACAUUUCAGUGCUUCGAAUAGGUAAUCAAUUCAAUUGUUUCCUUAUCGUUUCUGGAGUGUUCUGUGACGAAAUAGCUUUUCCUUCAAUUUUUAACGAUAAGGAAAAUGGAAUACUUUUCCAUCGAAUAAUUUUAUAACAACAAUGGAUUUGAUUCGUUACUGAUAUGAUCGAACCUGGUGCAAUUGGAAAAGAACCACAGAACCAUUGACCCGGAUAGCAGCACCAUCAAGAGAGAGAAUCGAUAUUCUUCCACAAGUAUUACUUUCCACCUAGAAGUCACCGAUGCGUCCUGCAGCCAUUGUAACGUUAUAACGCCAUCCAAGUGUGGAGAGACUGGUGAAACGAACUCCGACGAUCUCUUGUGAGACAGGCGAAGACGUUAAACCCAAGCCGGAGUCAGUUUUCGAUCGCGACACGGUCUGAACGCACCUACCUGCUGCUGUGAUCACAAUUCAGUGCCUCGCGUCGCGCCGAACAGGUAGUUGGUGAACUCUGUGCUCGACGUUUACUAGUUUUUACCGUUCUAUGACCGUGUGAAUGACAUGGAGGAUGUCGCUAUCGGCGAUUGGCCAACGGAUUGGCCCGGCCAGACCCUGGAUCUGAACGGGAGCAACUCCUGGCUGCCUGCCUAUGGCUUCCAGACGCCUUCAGCCCUGCUGGAAAGGGAUGACUUCAUCGGCAGCCCAGAUGCGGAGUACUUCUUUCAAGGAAGCUGUGGUUCCCACUACAUGUAUCUCGAGACCAUCCAAGAAGAAACGUCAGAUGAUCUCCAAUCUGACAGCGAUGUCUCAGAAGCUAGAACCUCACCGGUAGGUUGGUUGGCGACAGAUUCUGAAGCUGGUUCAGUAAUAUGCGUCGAUAAAGAUUCUGCCGACUGUGAGUCCGACCGUGAGGCCGCCUGUCCUGCCAAACGCCGCAAACAGGACAACAACUACCUCACGAUCAACCUGGACGACGAUUGCCAGUCCAUCAGCCGCUCUAGCAGUCUUCUCCAAUUCGAGACCCUCGAGAAACAAUGCCAAGAGACCUGCAACAGCUCUCCCAGCGUCUAUUCCCAGUUUAGCUUCGACUCGCUAGACGUCCAGCCUCGAUCUAACCUCAGUCCCGACAGCUUGGACCGAGUCCAGAGCGACUGCGAACAAGAGUGCGACUACUACAAGGCCCUCAAGAUCGACGUGCCCAGAAAGAAGGAAAACAAGUCUUUCUACAAUGCCACCCAGCGUUUUGGAGGCUCAGACAGCAGCGACAGCGACGGCACCUUGGGAGGCUCGAGAUCCUACGACAACCUACGCAACUGGAGGAGCUUCGACAGCCUGCCCACCCUGACCGUAUCUCCGCCAAAGACCAAAGACGAGGUCUCCGUGGAGAACCUCAGCGAGGACAGCGGUUACAGCGACAAGUCGCCGACCGACAUGAAGACGUCGUUCGGCAAGACGCAGCACGUCGACUUCGACGCCUACGACGGCGAAGGCUUCCAAAGCUUCUCCGGAAACUUCGGCACCAGCUACCAGGACCUCAGCGUCUUCGACAAGUACGACGUCCUGGAGAGCCACACCAGCCCGCUGAUCGAACGUUUUAUGCGACGUCGCGGCGUCCGAGAGGCGACUGUGACGAAAAACGUAAAAUUAGAAAAGUCGCCGGAAUGCGGACUGGCGUCUAAUUUUAACGCGGCGUCCGCGAGUGAACCCAACCUGCCGGCCUCAGUCGAGAGUUCGCAGUCCGUGGAGAAGCUACACCAGAAGGAGGCCUUCUUGGACGGUAGAACGUGCGCCUGCAGCAGUGUCCCCAAAGACUUGAACCUGGCCAGAUGGCGAUUCGAUGACCGCGUCGAGACGUCCGUGGCAGCCAAGAACUUCGACAUAGCCGACUUGAACGUCGAAACCAGUGAAAGUGUUAAAAAUUCCAGUUGCAACAGCAGCAACUUGUCGGAACUGUUGAGUUUGGAUCCAGCGGAGAUGUCGUCGUUUAGAAGGGAGGGCAGCUACGCCGAGGCCAUGGCCAACAGGGUGGAUUUGAGCGACGACGAGAACAGCUUGAUCGUCAAGAAACCCAUACUGAAACGACCCAGAAACACCAUGGAGGAGUUUGAGAGGAAGGUGCUCAAGGCCAUAUCGGAGCAGAGCGUUCAAAGCGUCGGUAAGAGUGUUUCUGACCUAGUGAGCGAACCCAAGGUGUUUCCUUCGAGUCCUGUUGCCAAUUCUAUCGGUAGACAGAACCGAUGUUUCACCAGCACGCCAAACGUGUCGGCUUUGACGCGUCAAACUUUGAGCAAUUUCGAGCAGGACGAGCGUAGGCGUUCCUGCUACGACGUCAGGAGGAAGAACUCCUUGAUCAACGGAAGUACCAGCACCAGCGGCGUUUCCGAUUUCGACGAUAAGACCAUAACGUCGGCUAAAUCUUUAGGGGAGACUUCUUCGAAGGGUGUUCAUUUUAACCCGCUGGUCGACGAGGUGAAUUGGAACGACGAUUCCGAAUCCUCUGGGACAGCAGAACGGGAGUCCAGUUACAGUUUACGCAGCAGCCCGGAGCGCGAGUUGACACCUGUUGAACGCAAGAACUCCAGGUCUCCGGAACCCGGAAGGAUGUCGUACAGCCAGCCGGAUCUGCAUCUCCGGGACGAGAAGCUCGACUUCAUACAAUCGCUGAGAUGUUUCCAAGGCGAUUUGGCGAAAAGUCAGCCGGAAAUAAGCCACCAUAAGUUGAAGCGUCGCGGCAGUCAGCUGAUGAAGAAAGACAACGAUGGCUGUCUGAUAAAGGCGUACAUAGACGGGGAUGGUAUACAGUACAAACACACCCAUCUGGACCUGGACAAUGUUUACGGUAACAAGCCUCCCACUACCGGCACGGCGUCGAGUCACGUGCACGGCACCAGCAACAACACCGAAAGCGUGCGUUCGAAGUCAGUUGUCGUCGGCAUGGCGGAGAAAGCGGGAGACCGGAAAGGCGGCAAGUUCGGCGGGUUCUUUUCUCGACUGGCGAGUUUCAGGUUUAGCGCGCGCAAAGAUGCGAAGAAGAAGACGAACGGCGACGCCGCCGCCAAAGACGUCCUGACGUUCGCGCCGCAAAUGCGCCAGGCCACUAAAGAAGACUACAUCUACAUCCCUCUAAAAGGACCCACGUCAGGCGAAGCGAAAAGCGGGAAAAACGGAAGGGUAAGCGGGAAACCUCCGGUGCCGCGCGCGCCCCCUAGGGUGGUAGGCGCAAGCGUCAAGAGGGCGGCCGCCGCCACCGUCGGGACGCAGGGUGGCGGUGGCGUUGAAUCGCACGAGAGGCGGCGGAGGAAGACUAUUGAUUCAGGGUCUCGGCCCAUGGAGCCCAUGGGGCUUAUUGAAACCGACCUGGACACUCAGGUGACGGUCGUAACGGACGGUGCGGAUGUGAAAACGCGUAGUUUGUUGAACCUGGGGGCGGCGGUCCAGCCGAGGUUGCAGCUCUCGGUGGCGGCGCCCAAGGAGGCGCACAGACCGCACAAGUCGAUGGAGUUCCUGUUGGACAAGGAGAACAUCAAAGUUGUCGAGCCACCAGAAAAUGAACUUCAGAAAGGAGAACGGGUAAUGUCAGAACACCAGCUCAGGGUUCAGCGUUCCCUACAAAAACUCACCAUUCCCGAUUGGUACAAACAAUCCCAGAUACCGCAGGAAGGAUUCCUCCUCAAGAAACACCAAAACCGUGAAACUAGAUGGACCGGUACCGGAAGUCGCACCACCUCCCUCAGUAGCCUAGGAUCAGUCAACCAAUCGCCAAUCAUCCUCAGCCCCACCCCACAGAGCCAGCCCUUUGUCCGGUGGUCGACAUCCAAGCUGAACUCGACAGCGUCUUCACCAUGUGCCUCAACAAGAAGUAGUUUCAACACGAGACAGGCCAACGGAUCUCUGUCACCCUCGUCGGUUAGGAGUAGUUUUAGUUAUAGGCAACCUUACCUGGGCUGGAGGUCGCAGGAGAGGCUCACCAAACCCAGAACGCCGGCCGAGAGACUUGCCAACACCCUGCUUCCGCAGAACAACCAUCACCAACAGCUCAACCCUGACAUCCAGUCCUCCAUCAAAGAAGUCACGUCAGCCAUUGUCCACUACGUCAGCGGAUUGAAGCCAGAGGAGAACCGACCUUCCAGCUAUGACAGUCAAGACACGGCUAGCCAAAGAAGCUCCUCUGUCAGUCCUAGAGGUAGCCAGAAGUUGUGUUGGUUGGAAAGUUCUUUCGUAGGGACUAAACCCUUGGAUUCUCCCCAGACUCCUGUAACACUUUCAGAGAGCUCGAAUCCUGGUCAUCAUUCGAGUCUAAGAUUGGAGCUCCAUAAUCACAAUGAUAUAUCUUUGAGAGCUACGAACGCAACCAAACCAUCUCCUGGUUCAACAACGCUGGAGGACGUUUUAGAUUCCCUUCUAGGAUUGCCAUCGUCAACAAGGGCGCCAAGUCCUAGUCUCCAAGAGACGGUGUCAGCUAAUACAAGUCCUAACCACAAGAAAUCGGAUCAGUUGGAUCAGUUCCGACGGCGAUCGGAAGGAAGUGAACCAACUUCAUACGCCAAUACAAGAAGGGUCAGCCUCAACUGUUCUCCAGUUCUGAAAUGUCGGUUUUCCAGAUGCGGCAAAAUCGCCUUGGCCGCUAGUUUGGAAGGAACUGCCUUCAAGAACUGCCACAACUGUUCGUACACUUACUGUUCCAGGCAGUGUCGUCGCGCUCAUUGGGAGAAACAUCGAAAAACCUGUCUGUUCUCGAGAAUCGGCACGCUUUGCAGGCAAGUCAUCGCUAGUAUCAGAGAACAGAAGGAUACUCUGUUGCAUUUAUCGGAAAUGGCUAGGAGAGGUCAUAUAUCUCAUGGUGCUGGAGCUGUUAAAUGCUUCUUUCACAACCCUGAAAGCGCUGAACAGUUUCUGACUACAGGCCUUCAGUAUUUGGGCGAAUUGACGUACAUUCCAUGGCACGAUCUCUUGCCUAAUGAGAUGGGGCCUCAGAUGUAUGCUGAACUGGUCAAAAUGUGCAAGAACUACAACCCCGACACUAAGUUAGUUCUCUACAUUUCCAUAUGUGUGAUCUCAGAGACGCCAAUGACAGGUGCUGUCAAAUGGGAGAGACAACUUGUGUCUCGCUGCGCUAAAAUGAGGCUCUCUAAGGAUAUUCAGAUUACGGAGAAGGUUCCGGACCACCCAGAAACUCUGAUCCUAACCUGUCCUCCUCUGAAAGGCAACGAAAUUAGAAUUCGAGAAAUGAAAGAAAUCUGUAUCAGCAAUUUGGUCACGCACUUACGUCAGAGAGGUGUAUCGUUGAGAAGGCAGCAUCAGGAUAUCUACAAACAGCUCCAAUCUUGGAUGGAGGAAAACUGCACAAAAUUUACUCCUGUGACUGUUUAUCCCAAAGAUGUGAAUACGGGUAGAAGCUUCAUGUGCAUCAUCAUGUUGGAAGCAGACGAAGAGAGUGUGAGGCAGAUUGAACUGGCCGGUGUAAAAGUCAAAACAGUCGAUGUAUUGAAAGAAUAGUUUGACUCUUGAAUAAUACUCGGCUUGUAUUCUCAUUUGGGGCUCCAUAAUCAAAUACCUGAUUGUGCCAAGAAUUUGAGAAGAAAAAAUUGACUAGGUAUAUCAAUAUCAUUCGAAUAUCAUUUUUCUAAGAUAUCAAGCACUUGUUAAUUGAUCAAGAACAUUCCUUUAAAACUAGAUUACCCUCAGGUGAAUUUCAAUGCACAGAAAAGUUUUAAAAUUACACUCACAUUGAAUUUGUGAAUUUGUACAACAAUUUUAUUGAAAUAUGUUUUUUGUACACCUAUUUCAGCGUUUUUAAAUUAAGUAAACUCAAUCAACUAGAUUGAUAUGUUGAAAUGGGUGUGAAACAUAUUCACUGUUGAUACAUUUUAUUAACAAUAUAAGAAACAAAUAAUCAAAUCAUAACUUAAAUUUCUAUUCAUUCCAACAUUUGGAGAGCGUCAGGAAAUCUAUAUUUUUCAACUGAAGUUAUUUAUUUUUACAUGAUUCGGCUAUUUUUGUCGAAAGGGGUCUAUUAUUUGCAGCAUUAUUAUCUGUGUAACUAUUUUGGGAAGAGAAAUAUUGAAUUAUUAUUAUGAGACUGUGAUUUGAAACAUUAAAUCUUGGACGAGAGAAGGAAUUUUCACAUAUAUUUUUUUUAAUUGUUAAUUUAUGAUUUCUUGUGUAAAAGGUGUAUGUUCUGAAAAUGUAUUUAUUUGAUAAUGGCCAAACCACCCUCUCUUAUAAACAGAAGAAAAAAAUCAUACAAAUACCAUUGUUGUAUUGUUAACUAUUCGAAUUAUGAGGAAUAAUGUAUUUUGUUAUUAUAAUUUCGAUAACAUUCCUGAGUUUCACACAAUUAACAUUAGAACCGAGUCAAGUUGAAGUGUGAGUAAUUCCUAGAUUGAAUGCAAACUAUAUAUCAAAAGAUUUUACAAGUAAAUUAUAUUCAUCAGCUUACUGUACUCAUUGUAAAAGCGAAAUUCAAAUUUUAAGAUGUAUCGCCAUAUUCUCGAGAUUAUCGACAUAUGAAUUCUCUUUCUAGUCUCCAAGUUCCUUAUUCUUUUCAUAUAUUGACCCAUCCUGUGAUUUGUAUAGCUUGUUGUAACUAUAAAUUUUAAAUAUGGAUAGAUGUUAUCGAUAAAUAAUACUGCAUCUAUAAGAAGUUUGGCUUAAAUAAGAAGAGAAUUUUAUUCAUUGCUCAUGAUAGAGUACUGACUGAUGAAAUUAUUAGAAUAAUAUAAAAGAUUUUAUGUUAAUGAGGAAUCUGUUACAUUUAGCUGUACUUAGUUGAAGAUGAGAUAUUUUAUGAUUAGUUUAGUUUUUUUAGAUACUUAACACUUGGGUUGAUCGAAAUGCGUGAAGAGUUUAUGAAGCAAUAAAUGCAUCAAAUAAUUUAA